GGUGACAGCGGGCCGGGACAGUCGGCCGCCGCUGCCUGCUGCGCGAAGGGACCGCCGGGCAACACAGAACAGGCGGUGAACCAUGGAGGCUGGUUCAGUCGUUCGCGCCAUCUUUGACUUUUGCCCCAGCGUAUCAGAAGAACUUCCGCUCUUUGUGGGCGAUGUCAUUGAGGUGUUGGCAGUAGUGGACGAAUUUUGGCUUCUAGGAAAGAAGGAGGAUGUUACAGGACAGUUCCCCAGCAGUUUCGUGGAAGUUGUGACCAUUCCCAGUCUCAAAGAGGAAGAAAGGCUGUUUGUCUGCAUCUCUGAAUUUACAUCCCAAGAGCUAAACAGUCUUCCUCUCCACCGAGGUGACCUGGUGAUUCUCAGUGAUGCUACUCCCACUGCAGGCUGGCUGCAGGGCCGCAGCUGCUGGGGCUCCCGGGGCUUCUUCCCAUCCUCGUGUGUUCGAGAACUCUGCCUCUCCUCCCAGAGCCAGCAGUGGCACUCACACAGUGCACUGCUUCAGAUUCCUGAGUACUCCAUGGGACAAGCGCGAGCCCUCAUGGGGCUUUCUGCUCAGCUGGAUGAGGAAUUGGACUUCAGGGAGGGGGAUGUGAUUACCAUUAUUGGAGUUCCUGAGCCAGGCUGGUUUGAAGGGGAGUUAGAAGGUCGAAGAGGCAUAUUCCCAGAAGGUUUUGUAGAGCUUUUGGGGCCCCUCAGGACUGUGGAUGCGCCAAUAACUUCGGCAAAUCAAGAUGACUGUGUUGGUAAUGGUGACGUGGAUAUCCCCCUAGGAGAAGAAGAGAAGGGGCCAGAGGAGGAGGUUGAGCAGUCUGGGGCCUAUGGAAUUGCCCUCUAUAGAUUCCAAGCUCUGGAACCCAAUGAGUUGGAUUUUGAAGUGGGGGACAAAAUUCGAAUUCUGUCAACCUUGGAAGAUGGUUGGCUAGAAGGAUGCCUAAAGGGCAGAACAGGCAUCUUUCCUUACCGCUUUGUAAAGUUAUGUCCCAAUGCUAGGACAGAAGAGGCCAUAGCUCUGUCCCAGGAAGGUAGCUUUACCAAAACCCCAGAAAGUUCUUGGGAUGCUUCAGAGAGCUCUGUAGUAGUGGAGGAACCAGGACAUGAAUCUUGUGAACACAAUGAAGAAAAGACCAGUUAUCUUCUUCCUGAGACCUCUGCUGCUCCCCUCAAUCAUCUGACUCCUGAAUAUGAUAUAAAUGAGAACUCCAGUCAAGAAGAAGUUACCUCAGGCGAGCUCCCUGGAAGUCCUGGUACAGAGCUCGAAAAGCCUCUUCCUAAAGCCUAUGACAUGACUGAUCAUUUGGAGGCAGUCAAUGGUGUUUCUUCCCAACCUCAGGUACCUUUUCAUCCCAAAUUUCAGAAAAAUCAGUAUUAUUCUACAGCAGAAGGGAGCCAUCAAAGCUUAGAACAGUUUUCUGACCUUCUUCCUGUAGAAGCCAGGACUAGAGACUACUCUACCCUGCCUCCCAGAGGAACGUUUGCCCAGCGGAGCUCCCUAAAGAAGCUCCAGGGCCCCAUUCACAGGGGCUCCUCCUUUACAGCCUCGAGGGUAACCAGGCCCACUCAGUUGAAUCCUCAGUUCCAGGGCAUAGCAAAGUAUGCUAAGAAGCACCACACAUGCAAAGAAAAUGCCUCUAGCUUCUGCUGCACAUCAGCAAGAUCCGAAAGAAAACCUGGUCCCCAAGUCAAGGGUCCCAGCAGGGCGGGAACAGUGCUUCCACAAGGAGAUGGCAGCAUUGACCUGGAUUCCAAGUUGACACAACAGCUGAUGGAAUUUGAAAAGAGCCUGUCCAUGUCUGCCACAGAGCCGGAUAAAAUCUUACGCCAGUUUUCAAUUAUGGACUUUAACUCUGAAAAGGAUAUUAUCCGAGGUUCCUCAAAAGUAAUCCCUUCACAGGACCUAACUGAGAGGAGAAAAGCCUUAAGACCCCCACCACCCCGACCCUGUACUCCAACAUCUAUGUCCCCCCACUUGCUGGUUGAUCAGAGCCCCAAACCUCCACCCCCAUUGCCUGUGCGGCCUUCUCGCCCAGCUCCCCUGCCUCCUUCUGCACAGCAAAGAGUGAAUGCAGCUUCUCCCAACCCCUCUUCCUGUCACCAUCCUUGUUAUAAGACUCUAGAAAAGGAGGGCCCUGAGCACGUGGAGCAGAGUCUGGGUCAGACCUCCCCCUGUCCCUUAGUCCUGGUGAGGAUUCAGGAAAUGGAGCAGGAUCUGGAUGUGUGCACCAGAGCUCAAGAAAAGCUGAGCCAGAUGCUGGAGGAGAACCAGGAUGACGCCGUAAGGGUAGAGACCCUUGAGAACCUUGAGUACUAUGAGAGGAACAUUGAAAGUCUGAACCUGGGACUCCAGCAACUGAGAGAAAUAACACUCCUCUCCUCACAGUCUUCAUCCCUGGUGGCCCCUUCUGGGUCUCUAUCCUACGAAAACCCAGAGCAGAGAAUGCUGGAAAAGAGAACCAAAGUGGUAGAAGAACUUCUUCAGACGGAAAGAGACUACAUCCGGGAUCUAGAGAUGUGCAUUGAGCGGAUCAUGGUGCCCUUACAGCAGGCACAGGUACCAAACAUUGAUUUUGAGGGACUUUUUGGAAAUAUGCAGAUGGUGAUUAAAGUCUCAAAGCAAUUAUUAGCAGCCCUGGAAAUCAGCGAUGCUGUAGGACCUGUGUUUCUUGAUCACCGGGAUGACCUGGAGGGAACAUACAAGGUUUACUGCCAGAAUCACGAUGAGGCCAUUUCCCUGCUGGAAAUGUAUGAGAAGGAUGAAAAGAUCCAGAAGCAUCUUCAGGACUCCUUGGCCGACCUGAGGAGCCUGUAUAAUGAAUGGGGAUGCACCAAUUACAUUAACUUGGGCUCCUUCCUCAUCAAACCUGUACAGAGAGUAAUGCGCUACCCACUGUUACUAAUGGAGUUGCUGAAUUCCACCCCAGAACUCCAUCCAGAUAAAGUGCCUUUAGCCAACGCGGUCCUUGCUGUCAAGGAAAUCAACGUUAACAUUAAUGAAUAUAAACGUCGAAAGGAUCUGGUGCUCAAGUACCGUAAGGGGGAUGAGGACAGCCUUAUGGAGAAGAUUUCCAAACUGAACAUCCACUCCAUCAUCAAGAAGUCCAACCGAGUGAGCAGUCACCUGAAGCACCUCACGGGCUUCGCUCCGCAGAUAAAAGAUGAGGUAUUUGAAGAAACAGAAAAGACCUUCCGAAUGCAAGAAAGAUUGAUUAAAUCCUUUAUCCGAGACCUAUCCCUCUACCUCCAGCAUAUCCGGGAAUCGGCAUGUGUGAAAGUGGUGGCCGCCUCAAGCAUGUGGGACCUGUGUGUGGAGAGGGGACACCGCGACCUGGAGCAGUUUGAAAAGGUGCAUCGUUACAUUAGUGACCAGCUCUUCACCAAUUUCAAAGAGAGGACAGAACGACUUGUCAUCUCUCCUUUAAAUCAGUUACUGAGCAUGUUUACAGGACCCCACAAGCUGGUGCAGAAGCGUUUUGACAAGCUCCUGGACUUCUACAACUGCACAGAACGAGCAGAGAAGUUGAAGGACAAGAAAACCCUGGAGGAGCUGCAGUCAGCCCGGAACAACUACGAGGCCCUGAACGCACAGCUGCUGGACGAGCUGCCCAAGUUCCAGCAGUACGCCCAGGGGCUCUUCGCCAACUGCAUCCAUGGCUAUGCCGAAGCCCACUGCGACUUUGUGCAGCAGGCACUGGAGCAGCUGCAGCCCCUGCUUUCCUUACUCAAAAUUACUGGCAGAGAUGGAAACCUGAUCGCCAUCUUCCUUGAAGAGCACAGCAGGGUUCUGGAGCAACUCCAGGUCUUCACUUUCUUCCCCGAGCCUCUUCCAGCUACCAAGAGGCCAUUUGAGAGGAAAACCAUAGAUCGCCAGUCUGCACGGAAGUCGCUCCUGGGCCCGCCAGGUUACAUGCUGCAGUCCGAAGAGCUGCGCGCUUCGCUCCUGGCGCGGUAUCCCCCUGAUAAACUCUUCCAAGCAGAACGGAACUUCAAUGCUGCUCAGGACUUGGAUGUGUCCCUGUUAGAAGGUGACCUGGUGGGCGUGAUCAAAAAGAAGGACCCCAUGGGCAGCCCGAACCGCUGGCUGAUUGACAAUGGAGUUACCAAAGGCUUCGUGUACAGCUCCUUCCUAAAGCCCUACAAUCCACGCCACAGCCACUCGGAUGCCUCUGUGGGCAGCCACUCCUCCACUGAGUCAGAGCACAGCAGCCCCUCCCCCCGGUUCCUUCGGCAGAACAGCAGCAGCGCCUUGACCUUCAACCCCAGCAGCAUGGCUGUGUCCUUUACCUCAGCUUCUUGUCCAAAGCAGCCUCAAGAUGCACCUUCCUUGAAAGAGUGUGACCAAGGAACUCUUGGUACAUCCUUGAACCUGGGUAGCCCCGAGAGUGGACCUUCUGGGGACUCUGUCGAUGCAGCCAGUGUAAGGGGCUGCUCCCGAAGCUCCAGGCAUCCGGAGGUUGGUCACUCCGGACCAGGGCGAAAUGGGCACGGUAAAGACCUCACGAAAGGUUGCGCAACAGCAGCCCAGGCUCUGGAGGACAAAUAUGAAGAACCAGAAAGCAGCGAGGCAGAAGGCAGCCAGGUAUAUUUUGCUGUUUAUACCUUCAGAGCACGAAACCCAAAUGAGCUGAGUGUGUCAGCCAAUCAGAGACUCAAGAUCCUUGAGUUUAAAGAUGUUACUGGCAAUGCGGAGUGGUGGUUGGCUGAAGUUAAUGGGAAGAAGGGCUACGUCCCAUCCAGUUAUAUCCGCAAAACUGAGUAUACCUGAGCCUGUGGUGCCUUCCACUCGACCUUAGUGCCGCCUUUGCUUUCCGUCUGCUGAAAGGUUCUGGUGGGCCGCCGACCAGCGCCUGGUGUGAAGACGCAGGCCCUGCUGCGCUGCUUAACGUGACUGGUGGAGAGUAAGACAAGUUGUGUUCUCUCCAAUUAUAAAUCUUGAGGCUUCCUAGAGUUUCUAGAAUUUGAAGUGGACCCUGGGACUUGCAAAUGAUUUAGUGACCACGGGGCGAAAGGCCAGGGCUGGGUCAGCCUUUGGAAGUGAGAAAUUUCCGCUCAGAGCGCCAGUGUUCUGUGUCUGCAGAGAGCUGGGCUAGCGCCGUUUGUUCCAUACUGAGGCUGGGGUGGCCCCGUGCUCCUGGUCAGCUGAUCAGAAACUGACUUGGAUGGGGCAGGUCACAUUUUGGCAUGUGGCAAAGAAUUUGCUAGGAUGGCAUGAAGCCUUGCGUUUCGGAGCUUCUGAGAUACCUCUAUUGUCCCACACACUUUUCUUUUCCCACACCUAAUUUCUAAAGUUCCUAAAAUAUUCAUUUUUUUCAUUUCACUUUAUUCCUUGAUUGGCUAUACAAAAUUCUAUUUUCUCCUUUCUUCUUCUAAGAAGCUUCUUCCAAGAAGUUUCUAAGAAGCUUUCUUCUAAGAAGUAGCUAGGGUUUUUAUUUUCUUUUGACCUUUUAUCUGAAGGAUUCUCUUUCCUUUUAGAGAUAGUCAUCUGCCC
Messenger RNA from Octodon degus (degu), 5488 nucleotides. It is a transcript of the gene Dnmbp, whose product is annotated as dynamin binding protein. Gene Ontology annotation, molecular function: protein binding; guanyl-nucleotide exchange factor activity. The record is from RefSeq and is a predicted model, not a curated record. The transcript has 17 exons. Gene Ontology annotation, cellular component: cytoplasm. Gene Ontology annotation, biological process: intracellular signal transduction. NCBI's taxonomy places the organism in Eukaryota, Metazoa, Chordata, Mammalia, Rodentia, Octodontidae. The coding region runs from base 83 to 4765 and encodes 1560 amino acids.